Messenger RNA from Diospyros lotus (date-plum), 1302 nucleotides. Its product is annotated as acetylserotonin O-methyltransferase-like. The record is from RefSeq and is a predicted model, not a curated record. Bases 78 to 1124 code for a protein of 348 amino acids. Gene Ontology annotation, molecular function: O-methyltransferase activity; protein dimerization activity; S-adenosylmethionine-dependent methyltransferase activity. The transcript is spliced from 3 exons. Gene Ontology annotation, biological process: methylation. NCBI's taxonomy places the organism in Eukaryota, Viridiplantae, Streptophyta, Magnoliopsida, Ericales, Ebenaceae.
CACACUUCCCUCUCAAUAUAUAUAUAUAUAUAUAUGGAUAUAGCUAAUCAAGGUUAACUCCAUCUCCACUGCGAGAGAUGGAAAGACAAGAAGAGCUGAAAGCAGCCGCUGCCAAAGAGGAGAUAUGGAAAUACGCCUACGGCUUUACCGACAUGGCUGUGGUGAAAUGUGCCAUCGAGCUCGGCAUAGCUGACGCGCUGGAGCGCCACCAAGCCCCCAUGCCGCUGGCCCAGCUCUCCUCCAUCCUCCGCUGCUCUUCGCCGCAUCUCCACCGCAUCAUGAGGUUCCUGGUCCACCGCCAAAUAUUCAAAGAAGAUUCCAAGGGCUAUGUCCAAACGCCAAUUUCACGCCUUCUUGUGAGAAACGGAGAGCAGAGUAUGGCGGCUUUGGUGCUGCUAGAGAGCAACCCCGUGAUGCUGGCGCCGUGGCACGGUCUGAGUGCGCGGGUCCAAGGCGGCGGAGCUUCGGCGCCAUUCACCACCGCGCACGGGAGCGAUAUAUGGUGUUACUCGGCCGCAAAUUCUGCCCACAGCAAGAUGAUCGACGACGGGAUGGCCUGCGAUGCGAGGUUGUGGGUGCCGGCGGUGGUUGAUGGCUGUCCGAAGCUGUUCGACGGGCUGCGAACUUUGGUGGACGUCGGGGGAGGGAAUGGAACUGCGAUGCGGAUUUUGGUGAAGGCUUGUCCUUGGCUUUGCGGCAUCAACUUUGACCUACCUCACGUGGUGGCUGCUGCGCCGGACUGUGUUGGCGUCGAGCAUGUUGCCGGCGACAUGUUUCACGGUGUUCCUAAGGCAGAUGCUGCAUUCCUCAUGAAGGUUCUGCACGAUUGGGGUGACGAAGAGUGCAUCCAGAUCCUGAGAAGAUGCAGAGAGGCCAUCGACAAAGACAAAGGCAAGGUAAUAAUCGUAGAAGCCGUGGUUGGAGAAGAAGAAAAUGAAGAAGACAACAACAACAGGCUCGAGUACGCGAGGCUGUCGCUGGAUAUGGUGAUGCUGGCUCACACCGACACGGGCAAGGAGAGGACCAAGAGCGAAUGGACCCACCUUCUCACCCGGGCAGGCUUCACCCGUUUCACCUUUACCCGCAUCCAUGCUAUUCCCUCCGUCAUCCAGGCCUGGCCUUAGUUCGCCCUGUCUUUCUGCCGUUACUUUACGCUUCUAUAUAUACGUGGCCUUGUGUUCAAAAUUCAACUUAAAAGUUAAAAGUGCUCUCUCUCUCUCUCUCCUAUGUAUGAAAAUUACUUCUAUUCCGCCAUGCAUGCAUUAGGCUUAGUUUGGGUAUGCGUUUUUAAAGAGAGUUUUU